Messenger RNA from Heterobasidion irregulare TC 32-1, 1350 nucleotides. RefSeq lists its product as uncharacterized. Gene Ontology annotation, cellular component: nucleus; delta DNA polymerase complex. The record is from RefSeq and is a predicted model, not a curated record. NCBI's taxonomy places the organism in Eukaryota, Fungi, Basidiomycota, Agaricomycetes, Russulales, Bondarzewiaceae. Gene Ontology annotation, biological process: DNA synthesis involved in UV-damage excision repair; DNA replication; nucleotide-excision repair, DNA gap filling. Gene Ontology annotation, molecular function: DNA-directed DNA polymerase activity. Bases 1 to 1350 code for a protein of 449 amino acids. The transcript has 7 exons.
AUGGAUGUGGACGAGCAGGACAUGGAUAAUGGCGAGGACGUAGUCGAGACGACAAUCCUACUUGUUGCGGAGAGCGACCUUGAUAAUGCCCAAGGGAGUUUCUCGCAAACAUAUUCGGUGCAUAUAUACAGCCUUUCACCCUCGCCUGUCCGAGAAGCAAACCUAAUUUGUGCGCCAACACCUAAUCUCCGUCAAGUAGAGCUCAAGGAAGGGCCGGGCUUUGCAUCGCGGGUUGGUAGAAUCACCGGCGAACAUGUUGAGGUAAAAGCCAAGCCACCCAAAGGAAAGGCUGGCCUUGCCGUUGCUGCAUCCUCCUCGGAAACCAAGAUGGCUAGUAACAUCAAGGCCGUAACCUCGGCCCAGGAUCCCAAGGUAGACAAGAAGGAAGAGACCAAACCGCCCCCAAAACGAGAAUCUGAAGAUAUCCAAAGGAAGCCGCAGGCGUCUGGUAAACUGAAUUGGAGUAAAGCGCUCCCAAAGGCGAUGAAGAACGAUGAUCAUGUGGCGCCUGACACGAAGAUGAAAGGCCAGGAAUCUCAUCCUAUCAAGGACAAAGAGAAGCUACCUACCAAGAGAGAGAAAGUCGAGCUCAAGCGAGGAAUCAAACGAAAGUCUCCCGCGCGAUUGUUAGAUUCAGAUGACGAAAAAUCAAGCACUUCGUCUGUCAAGUUGCCAAAGCCAGCACCCACUAACGAGGCUCCAAAAGCCCCGAUUGGUGCCCGAGUCAAAAAGCGCGUCGUCGUUUCCGACGACGAAGAGGAAGCUGUAGAAGAUCCAAAACCGUCUCGCAGCAAGGCGGCUGGAAAAGCCAAGGCACUGAGUUUUGAUUCAGACACGGACGAGGCUUUGAGGGCCAUGAUGGAUGUAGACGAUGACCAGGUCAUUAAAGCGUCCAGGCCAAGUAUCUCAUCGCAUGAUGCAGCGCACGAUGACGACGUAGAGAUGCACUCAGAACAGCAAGAGGAUCCUGAGCCGGCGCCGAAGCCAAAGCCUAGGAAGAAGAAAGAGAAGAAGGUUGUGCCAGUCGGGAGGAACGGGUUCAAAAAGAGACGCGUUGUCAAAAGUCGACAAACAUUCGAUGAGAAGGGUUACAUGGUCACUGAAGACUAUUCAUCGUAUGAAUCUAUUGAUGAUGAAGAACAGGAGCCUGAAGCACCCCCAAAAGCCAAAGGCAACCGAAAGCCACCUGGAAUCAAGCUCACUGACGGUGUCCCUUCGCCUAAUAUGGCAUCGACGAAAGGUCAGACAAAAGACUCGCGUGUAUCAGAUGGAUCGCAUCUCAACGUGAAAGCUGGGGCCUCCAGAGUGGGAAAGCAGCCGAGCCUGAUGAAUUUCUUCGGUAAGAAGUAA